ACUGAACCAAUUUAUGCAAUUGACCGGUCUACUUUUGUGUGUUGUAUCUCUGCUUCUCAGCCACGCCGAACCUCUGAGCCGGGGGUAUUUGGAACAUCGAUGCGAAGAUGCAAAAAUGGUGUUCGAAGCUCCGAUGCCUAGCUGCUCUGCAUUCAACCACCCGUCAGAGCCCCUAUCAUCUACCGCGUCGUCUUCUUCACUCAUCUUCAUAUCGCUUUCAGAAGUCCCUUUUUCAUUUCGCACUUUCUUCCAAUUUUAAGCAUCUUUCCCAUGGCUCCAUUUCACCUCCUCUAAUUUCACUACCCGUUCAGUCGUCUCUUUAUCCUGCGUCUUUCAUGCAAGUGAGGCAUAUUACUGCAAAACAAAAGAAAAGGAAGUUGAAGAGUAGGAAACCAAUGACUCCAGUUGUAUCUAAAGUCAAGAAAAUAAAAAUCAAGGGCUACUCGUCUUUUAAAGGGAGGUUUAGGGUGAUGAAUGAUGGUCAAAUAAGGCGUUGGAAAGAAGGAAAACGCCAUAAUGCACAUCUAAAGUCCAAGAGUGCUAAACGUAGACUGAGAAAACCCGGUACGGUCCCUGUGGCUUACGCAAAAGUACUGAAGAAGCUCAACUUUCGCGGUUGAAUCGUCUGGACUAUCAUUCCAUGCUGCCUUCGGAGUGGGGGUUUGUUUUUCUUCCUUGCAGUCAUUGUUCCCAUUUUUAACUGUCUAGGUAAAAAUUGUUCUACCAUGGCAAACCAUUUUUCUUUAUUGGAGCAAUGAUGAAUACAUCUUUGCAGAAAUUGUUCAGUGGUUGCCCUUAGAAUUGAUGUGUAAUGCCAAACUAUGAUCUGCUGUUAUUUGACAUCAGUUUUCAUUUCUUGCUCUAAAUGCUCAGUCGUAUUACACAAGCAUUUUUUUACACGGGCACAUCUGUUCU
This is a messenger RNA of Cuscuta campestris, 915 nucleotides long. NCBI's taxonomy places the organism in Eukaryota, Viridiplantae, Streptophyta, Magnoliopsida, Solanales, Convolvulaceae. The record is from the annotation of a GenBank genome assembly.